UACUCCAAGCACGUGCCCCGUGUUUGAUAUCGCUUGCUUUGUCGCGUUCAAUUGUUGCCUUGGCCGUGUAGAAACACUUGCAGCGCCGAGAAAAAGCAAAGACCACAAUUUACAAACAAAAACAUAGAUUAUUGAGUCAUAGCGCCGUUCUGUCCAUCCACCCAUCGGUCGGUCCUCCGUCCUAGUAGUGGUUCCAUUCCCUUACGAUGGUCUGGCUAGCAGGAAUCCGUUAAAGUGUAUCCGCCAGAUGGGAAGUAGUACGAGCAGUACGGGCGUGUAGUUCUAGCGCUAGGUAGUAGCUGUUCCCGGUCCCGUAAGUACAGCAGAAUGCAAAGUACGGUGCAAAACUUUCGCGAAGGCCUCUGGAAUCUACCGAGGACCACCGUCAACAGCUUACUGCUGGCCGGAGCAGCAGCACUUGCCGACCCUAGCGGAGCGGCCCCCGGACCCCCGGCCGACGAGCAAACCCGGGAACAAAAAACCUGUCCCACCGAACAGCGGCGAGAUGAUAACAAUAACGAUGGCCAGCAAAUGCCAGACCCAGCGGACAGCGAGCAGGACGAGGAUGUACCUGUGGAAGUGGUGGGUGGUGCCCACCGGAGAGAUCGACCGGUGGAACCAAUGAACAGUUCGGUCAGCUCCUUACGCGAUGAACCGAACGGUAGUGAGCCGGAACCGGAAGGCACAACGCCACCCACCGCAGAUCCUGCCAUGCUGCGAGUUAAAUGGCAACUGGUUCCGCUGGAUCAGACUGCAUCGCUGGAAGAAUUGUCACGGGCGAUUACCGUCUGCCGGUCGCUGGUACAGUCGAACGCGUACGAACCGGACACGGAUCAAAGCAAAUGGCUGGUAAGACAUCUCGUUGAACUGCGGUACCGAUACCGGGAGCUGGUUGAUUACUCACGCGAUCCGGAAGCGAUACUGGAGGAGACGGAAGUGAUGCUCGGCCAUCAUUUCGUACGCCGGAAGCAGUUCCCCUUUCAGCAGCUGCAGCACAAACGGAACCUGUACUGUGAUCACUGUUCCGGUGUCAUCUGGAACGUGGUACAGGCGUCGUACGUUUGCAAUGAUUGUUCCUUUGCCGUGCACCAUAAAUGCUUGCGCAGUGUAAUCCGUAUCUGUGCGCACGUGGUCACGACCGAGCACAAGCAACCGAUCGAAUGUAUCUGUCCGGAGAUUGGAUUGGCGUUCCAGAAGUACACGUGCGCCGAAUGUGGAACGCAGCUGAGCUACGAUACAUCCACCGCCAUAAACUGUUUCGGACUUGAGUUUAAAGCAGAAAAACUGAACUCCAUUCAACCACGGUUGUGCGAUUACACUGGGCUCUACUACUGUCCGGCCUGUCACUGGAACGAUACCAGCCUGAUUCCGGCCAGGAUCACCAACAACUGGGACUUCGUGCCGCGCAAAGUGUGCCGCGCGUCACGGCAACAGAUAAACCUUCUCCUGCACAAACCCGUCAUCCGGCUGGAGGAACGAAAUCCGCGCCUGUUCACGUUCAUACCACGGCUGGCGGAAGUGAAACGUGCCCGGGUGCAGCUCGGUGCCAUGAAAAGGUACCUGAUUGGCUGCCGGUUGGCCGAUGAGCGGAAGCUUGUGGCGAAGCAAAUCGGCGACCGGCGCCAUCUGAUGGAAUCGGUCGAGCUGUACAGUGUGGCGGAUCUAGUAGGCGUGGAGGAUGGCACGUUGCUAGGCUAUCUGCGUACGCUGCGGGCCACGUUCGAGCAUCACAUCAGGAGUUGUUUGAUUUGCUCCGGCAAAGCGUACAUCUGCGAGUUCUGCAACAACGAUCAGAUUUUGUUCCCGUUCGACGAUAACGCGGUCAGCUGUACGCGCUGCAAUACCGUCAGCCAUCGGGAGUGCUACCAGCGCAAGGGCAUGAAAUGCGCCAAGUGUACACGGUUGCGGCGACGCGCGUUGCAAACUUUGCGCGAACAGCUCGAUCUAGAAAAUGGCAACUAGAUUGAUGGUGGGGAAAGAGAAAUCAUAUCAUUCCUACUUUACUUCGAACGCUACUGUGCUUUGGGUGUGCAUUUCCAAUUACCUCGUUUUUUGCACUGCUUCCCGUUUUGCUACAGCCAAUAAAAUCACAUGCCUUCGAA
Messenger RNA from Anopheles stephensi (Asian malaria mosquito), 2102 nucleotides. Its product is annotated as differentially expressed in FDCP 8 homolog. Bases 328 to 1962 code for a protein of 544 amino acids. Lineage: Eukaryota; Metazoa; Arthropoda; Insecta; Diptera; Culicidae. The transcript has 6 exons. The record is from RefSeq and is a predicted model, not a curated record.